CUUUGUCAGAUGUGCAGAAAGGCAGGCUGCUAAGACAGGAUGACACUGACGAUUAGAAGACCACUGCUCACACGAUAAGAUGGAAAUGUCGCUGAAGCAGUUGAUUCUGAUGCUACUCACAGUGACAGCAACCGCCAUGAUGAUACCAGGUCAAACUGCUAUAUGUCUGGAUAACCAACAGAAAACAGAGGAAGUUCCAUCUGGGUCCAACCUGAUUUUAAAUUGCUGUUUGAACACUGAGCAUAACGAGAGAUAUCGAAUCACCUGGUAUUUUAACCAUCAUGGGCCUUCAGUAACCAACUCAACCAGGCUAACUACCAAGAUCAAUAACAAAUAUCAAAAUUCUUCCAUGGAUGAAGACAACAGGACACAUACUUUAUCUAAUGUUAAUAGAAACCACAGUGGAUGGUACUUCUGCAAAGUCACAGUAGAGAUUCCCAGUUUAAGAGAAAAUUGCAGCAAUGGAACAGAAGUAAUUGUUUCGGACAGUGAAGUUACAACGUACCCGUCAAAUGUGACGAAUAUUGAAGGGCAAACUUUUCCUCCCGCAGACCCUCCUGCCCUGAGUGACAACUGGUGGAUAUGGGUGGUGUUGGGAGCGUCCUCUUUCAUCCUGUUCAUCCUGACGGUCACAUGUGUCCUGCACUCCAGAAGACAAGAAAGUAGAGAAGAGCCCAUCUAUGCAAACACCCCCAACAAACAGCCUUCACCUCGGCCGUCCAUGAGCGCAGCAGCGGUCAGCCUGAAGGCAGCUUCUUCCUUUCAAGACCUGCGGGCCCCGAGUCCUGCCAGCAGAUACGACGAAGGCAAACGGAGAUAUAAACACUGAACAAGUCACGGACCUCACAAACUAAUGCUAC
Messenger RNA from Oreochromis aureus, 860 nucleotides. RefSeq lists its product as uncharacterized. Gene Ontology annotation, biological process: B cell differentiation; B cell receptor signaling pathway. Gene Ontology annotation, cellular component: external side of plasma membrane; B cell receptor complex. The coding region runs from base 80 to 829 and encodes 249 amino acids. The transcript is spliced from 5 exons. Lineage: Eukaryota; Metazoa; Chordata; Actinopteri; Cichliformes; Cichlidae. The record is from RefSeq and is a predicted model, not a curated record.